Messenger RNA from Bombus impatiens (common eastern bumble bee), 3869 nucleotides. Its product is annotated as WD repeat, SAM and U-box domain-containing protein 1. Gene Ontology annotation, biological process: protein ubiquitination. The record is from RefSeq and is a predicted model, not a curated record. Gene Ontology annotation, molecular function: protein binding; ubiquitin-protein transferase activity. Bases 972 to 3698 code for a protein of 908 amino acids. The transcript is spliced from 17 exons. NCBI's taxonomy places the organism in Eukaryota, Metazoa, Arthropoda, Insecta, Hymenoptera, Apidae.
UUUGAAAUAAUAUUUUAUCCAAAUACAUCAUUUAAAUAAUCGUUUUUUAAAUAUUCUAUUUGCGGAUGACCAAACCAGUUUGCUUAUAGUCGUUUAAACUUCAUACAUAUCGAUUUUAUAGCCUUAGUAGACAUGCGUUGACAUAUUAUCGUUGUAGAAUGCUUUGUACGCAGAACUUGAUGUUUUAUGAGUUUCGUUUCUUACCUGAAAGAGACAACAUGUGAUACAUUACCGAAAUAAAUCUUCCUUAGCAAGUAUGCAACAUGUUAUGAUCGAAUCUAUCGUUCCAAUAAACCUGUGGCUUAGUAUUUGAUUUCAAAUUGCAUCGAUUCAUUUAUUAGCGUAAGUAAUCUCUUAUCGCAUUUCUUUAUGUAUUAUUUCCUUCAAAGUAAUAUUUUCACAAUGAGAGAUUGAAAACUUGUAUAAUUUGUAUGACACGACGAUUACGGUAUAAAAUUAUUCCCAAUAAUCUUUUAUAUAUGUUUUCUUUCUACUUCAUCCGAUUUUUUUUUAUUUCAAUUACGAUAUUACAUAUAUCCUAUCCAGUGAAUCCACGUACAUACACGCGUACUUAUAUAUAUAUAUAUAUAUAGUAUAUUGAGCAAUGUCAAGGUCACGGAUGUUCCACGUUUCUUUACACCGCGUAUUCUUCAUAUUUUGCUUAUGACAUUAUGUCCACAACUACUUGUGUCGCGAAACGAUUUGCACUGUAGCUUACAAAAAAAAAGUUAAGGUAAUUUGCACAAAAAUACUUCAAGUGCUUCUAAUGUUGCAGACGAAAACGAAUGAGAUGAUGUGUUGCAUACUAUGUAAGUAAAAUAUUUUGUUAAUAGCAUAUCAAUAAUAUGUAUAAAUAUAAGAACGAAAUAGUUAUAUUUUAUUCUACUUUGUACUUGCUUUUUACGGUAUAUCGUACGUUGCUCCAGGCUGAUAUUAUAGGUAUAUGAAAGAAAUUAAUAACAAAAUCAUAUAUGAAGAUGACCACCACGAUAGGAGACGUACGAACUCUGCAAACUUUAACGUCACACACCAGUGACGUUACGAGUAUUGAUUUUGCGAGCGAUUGCGUACUUGUAACUGGAUCUGGAGAUAAACGUGUCAGAGUUUGGCAAUGGCGAUUAGGCGAAGGGUACGUAGAGGCAUAUUUUUCGCCGUUGCAGGGGCACAAAUACGGAGUUACAUCUGUCAAAGUGAGCCCACAAUCGACGAUGCUAGCUUCGGCUAGUAUAGAUGGGACAACGUUGCUAUGGAAUUUACGAACAGGAUCAAAAAUUCAUACGAUGGUUCAAGUAGGCGGAGAAACUGUAAGAGUUUGCAGAUUUUCGCCCGAUUCAACGUUACUUGCAACUGCCGGAGAUAAUGGACAGGUUUGUCUUUGGGAUUUGAUUCGACGCAAUUUAGUUAGAUAUUUUCAAAAACAUGAAGGUGCUGUGCAGAGCGUAUGCUUUUCACCGGAUACCAGUUGGUUAGUAACUACUUGUACGUUUGGUGUCAUGAAAUUAUUCGCCACCAGCGAUAUCAUCGACUCGUGCUUUACCGAUAAUCAAGCGAUUACUGCCCUCGCCUCAAUAGAUGAUGCUCAUGAUUUAGGUGUCGUAUCUUGCGACUUUUCAACCUGCCAAAAGAUUACAGGUAACGAACCAUUCACAAAAGUGUACCAACUAGUUACUUGCGGUAAUGAUCAUUACGUAAAAUUAUGGGAGAUAACUGUGAUACAGUCGAAAUGCGAAACAUCCACCGUGAAAAUAAGCCUGUGCAGAAUCAUGGAAAAACACAGUAGUGCCUUAACUUGUGUUUGUUUCAAUGCGAACGGAUUAUUCAUCGCUAGUAGUGGCCUCGACAAAACAGCGGUAAUCUGGGAAACGGAUACCGGAAAAGUGAUGGCGAUAACAACAGGACAUAACAGAUAUGUAGCAUGCUGUGCGUUCUCGAGAGAUGGAAAUUUAUUAGCUACAGGUUCCAACGAUAAAUCCGUAAUUGUUUGGGAUCUUAAAGGAAACUUAUGCUUCGACUCGGAACUCGCACGACGAUUUACACCUGCCUUAUUUUUAGAUAAUCACGAAGAGAGCGUCGAAUAUGAACAAACUGUAAUGAAAAACGCGGAAACAUCUGUUAAUGACGUUCAACUAAUUCAAAGAUUAGAAGAGCACGGUGGAGUAAUAAACAGCGUAGCUUUUUACGGAAAUCAUCUUAUCGCUUCUGGAUCUGGGGACAAGUUAAUACGAGUUUGGAGCAUUGAGACCGAAGAAGAAGCCAAUGCCGAAAUUAUUACGAAAUUUCAAGAGAAAUCUUAUAGCCCGUUGGAUGGUCAUAAAUAUAGUAUAAACCAUGUGGAAUUUAGCCCUUGUGGUCGUAUGCUUGCCUCCUGCUCCUUAGAUGGAACUGUUAUCAUCUGGGAUACCGAGAACGGUUCUCAAGCAAAAUCUUCCUUCGUGAAUUCGGGAUCCGGUAUCCGUGUUUGUCGAUGGUCACCGGAUGGUACUAAAAUUGCUACAGCUGGAGACGAUGAAAGGACUACAUUAUGGGAUGUGAAUAAUAUGGAGGAACUUUGCAUUUUCAGUGGUCAUGCCGAUGCAAUAAACGCGAUUGCCUUUACACAUGACUCUUGUUACUUGAUUACGGCAUGCAACGAAGGUACUUGGAGGCUGUUUCAAAUCAGUGAUAACAAAAAUUGUGAAGCGUUGAUUAUUUGUGGCGAAGCUCAUGACUUAGGCGUCCAAGGGUGUGAUUUUUGUCCAACAUCUAAUUUUAUAACUAAUGGAAGAAGUGAGAAUAUAAUUACCAACAAAAAUUCUUAUCUGUUAGCAACUGGUGGCAAUGAUUCCUUGGUUAAGUUAUGGCAAAUAACAAUUGACAAAGUUAACGUAAUCUCAUCAGGUAGUAGUGGAAGCAGUAGCGGUGAUGUACGAUAUAAAGAAAGAAGAUCUUUCGCCGGACAUGGUGGCAAUGUGACUUGUGUUCGAUUUCCUCCGAUUCAAAGCGAAAUCUUAGGAAGCGUGGCUACUGAUAGAACGGCGCGUAUAUGGAAUGUAUACUCUGGGACGUGUUUAUACGUGCUAGAAGAGCAUGAAAGUCUUGUAACUGCCUGCGCUUUUUCGCAAGACACUUCUCUUUUUAUUACAGGUGCUCUAGAUAAAACUGUCUUAAUCUGGAAAAUACCUCAACAGUUGAUUUCGCAAAAUAUAUUAAUAAAUAACUUAAAAAAUAACAGAAAAAGGGUUGCGGACUGGAAAAUCGAUGAUACGUUGAGAUGGUUGGACGAAAUAGGCUUAUCGAUAUUAAUUAAGAAAGCUAAUACGAUUUCUUUAACGGGACGACAUUUACUUUCCCUAUCGGAGAAUGAAUUAACAAACAGACUGGAUAUAGAACAAGAUGAAGAGACAGCGGAAGCAUUUAAAACACAACUGUACUGGUUAAAACGUGAAGACAAUAAUUCUUCAGAAAUCCCUAUAGACGAUAGCGAAAUAUCUCACGAAUUUUUAUGCCCUAUCACGCAUGAAAUAAUGAAAGAACCUGUCCAAUGUUCUGAUGGAUUUACAUAUGAAAAAGCUGCUAUAAAUGAAUGGUUUUUAUGUGGGAAAUAUACAAGUCCAAUGACGAACAAACCUCUUCGAGAUACUUCAUUUACCCCAAAUGUUAUACUCAGGAAUGCGAUAUACACUUUUCUUCAUGGAAAUCGACCAACUGAUGACAAUUAAGCGUUGCAUCUAAUGGUUAUGCACUCUCAUGAACGGGUAUAUGAAGUUUUAAAAGGAACAAAUAAUAAAUACGCACAAAAAGUUGUUAACAGACUAAUCAACAAAAUCGAUAUAACAUAGCAAAUAUGUACGUACAUUUGUGAGAAUUUUGUAAACAUCUGCUAAUAAAUA